Paramuricea clavata is the source of this 735-nucleotide messenger RNA. The record is from the annotation of a GenBank genome assembly. Lineage: Eukaryota; Metazoa; Cnidaria; Anthozoa; Malacalcyonacea; Plexauridae.
AUGGCGGCCACUCUGAGAACACAUUUUAGCCGCGACGAAGUUCUCGAGCAGGAUAUAUAUAAUCCGGCCCCUACAGCUAGCUUAGAAAGUUUUGAAGAUAGAGCAAAAAAUGCUCUUUCUCUUCUGUUUCAAGACAGUCGAGAAAAUGAAGACAGAAAGAGGUUAUUUGUCGAUGCUGGGGUGCAGCAUCUUCAAACGUUGUACAGCCUCUUUCCUAUGCCAUGCACCGAAACACAAAAUAAAAGGGCAGAGGCAAUAUUGAUGGAGCCUAUCUAUCCUGCUUCGGUACUGCAAAGUGAAUCGAGAUCCUGGCUUCAGGCAAUGCGCAGACGACUUGCUGCCAAGAAAAGCAUCCGGAACCCAUAUUAUGUGGAAAUCUGCAGGGAUUUCUCCUAUGAAAUAUUUAGCGUGAUCGCCAAAAUUGUCGGACGCUUGAAUGGGUUUGUCAAGCCGUUUUGUUCCCACGGUAACAACAAUAAGGCGGAAAUAAUUUCAUUUACCUCUGUGCGCUUGGUGAACGAGUUGUUUGUUUUGCUGUCGAAGUUUACCUCUGAAACUGUGGCUAGUUACUUCAAACGAGACCUAAGUGGAUCGCGAAAAGGACACUCGGCUGCAGUUAUCGUUUCUGAUGCGAAAGACUUCGUUUUUACUUACAAAAAAAGGCCUGGAAAAUUAGUCAUUGGGUUCAGCUACGGAGAGUGGAAUGUAAAUGGAUUCCCACAGCACACAUUCUGA